UUUCAGCUCUAACCGACAAUUAGUAAAUAAAGUAAAACAAUAAAACCAGGUGACAAUGCUGCAGCAAAUCAAGAUGCUGGUCCUGGGCAUCAUCACACUGUGCCGACGUGCCUUGUGUUGCUUUUCGAGGCGCCGGAAGCUCAGUCACUCCGGAAGCGCAAACGGCGACCAGCUGCAGGCUGUGAACGUGAUUGUGGAGCGGGGUGACUUCUCUGCCGCCUCCUCCUCCGCCGCCGUCGGAAAUUCCAGGUCAAUGGGUCCCAAGGAGCGCGACUGGAACUCCUGGGACGACAGUCCGCGGACCGUGGAGGAGCACAUCGAGCAGUACCGCCAGCGGAUGGCUCAACCGCCAACGCCGCCGAAGGAGGAGCCCGAACCGGACUUCUUCAGUGAGUUAACGCCCACCAUUAAGCCUCAAAUGAAGUUCUACCUGGAGGACCCAACGACGAGUGCGGCGGCCAGCCAAUCAACGGACUUUUCAAGACUGCAGGCCCAGGAUUUGGUGCCCAUUAGCAAUAAUGCCGAUCUCGAGGACUGGGUGGACGACAAUGCCGGCGGCUGGGAGGAGCUGGAUACCUCGCAGACCAAGCAGAUCCUGCGUGAAAAGCGACGCGAAUUGCGCCACCAGCGACAGCCGGCCGCCCGACCAGCCCCGCCCACCGUUGGUGCCCAGCGGCUGAGCGACGGUCAACGAGCGGCGUAGUUGUUGCUGCACGAACCCCUCAUCCAGCCUGAUCAUUCCACAAUCCACUUGCAUUCUGUUUUCCUUUUCUUUUGUUCGAUUUAGUUGAUUGGCCACACGAAAUAAAUCUUGCCUUUCACUCGCA
Drosophila ficusphila is the source of this 827-nucleotide messenger RNA. RefSeq names its product receptor-binding cancer antigen expressed on SiSo cells. The transcript is spliced from 3 exons. The coding region runs from base 56 to 703 and encodes 215 amino acids. Gene Ontology annotation, cellular component: secretory granule. Lineage: Eukaryota; Metazoa; Arthropoda; Insecta; Diptera; Drosophilidae. The record is from RefSeq and is a predicted model, not a curated record.